Molecule: messenger RNA, 633 nt
Organism: Lagenorhynchus albirostris (white-beaked dolphin)
Lineage: Eukaryota; Metazoa; Chordata; Mammalia; Artiodactyla; Delphinidae
Product: proline-rich protein 23C-like
Exons: 2
Coding region: 1-633 (210 amino acids)
Source: RefSeq, a predicted model, not a curated record
AUGGAGGAUACCCUGGGGCCCGAGUCCAAGUACAAGGUGGCGCCCAGCCUGGACAACCUGACCUGGCCCCUUACCGUGGACACGCUCAUCUUCGUGGUGGUCCUGCCCGCUGGCUGUGCCCUGCACGUGCCCCUGGACGACGUCGACGUAGUACUGGAGCCCGAGCCAGCGUCCGUGAGGCAAGUGUCUCUCGGAGAUCGCAUCCUCAUGCUGGUCCCUAAGGCCCUGGUGGGCUCGGGCAUCCAACACCCCUUGGGACAGGGCCUGGAACAGGCUGUCCCAGAGAUCUCCUGUCAAGAAGAGGCCAAAGAGGAGGAUGCGGACACGGAUGCUGAGUUCCUGCCACCUGGGAUGGAUGCCACAGCCGGCUCGGUUACUGGGCUCCGCCCUUCCCCUGGAAGUGUGCCUGGCUUCGACCUGUUGGGCCUAGUCUCAGAGCCGUCCCCUUGGACCCCCAACCCCAGUCCAGAGAGACGCUCUCACCACGACGACAACCUGGACUUGCACCUUCUGGAGCCCUUCACCGACUCACCGCUCCAACCUCUACCUCCCUCUCCAAGUCCAGGUCCUCACCAGCGUCCCCAGCGCCCUCAUGGUCCUCCACGCAAGAUCCGGAAAUGCCUGUUCCCUUAA